AUGAAGUACAUUGUGGUAUCUGGAGGCGUCAUCUCUGGAGCAGGGAAGGGCAUCGUCGCUUCGAGCGCAGGUCUACUGCUGCAAAGCAAAGGGUUCAUCGUCACCACUAUCAAGAUAGACCCCUACAUCAACAUCGAUUCCGGGACUAUGAGCCCACUUCACCAUGGAGAGAUCUAUGUUACGGAUGAUGGUGGUGAGAUAAAUCUUGACCUUGGCAAUUUUGAGCGUUACCUUUCAACCACUCUAAAGCGUUGUCAUAACAUCACGACUGGGAAGAUCUAUCUAGACAUCAUCUCUAGGGAACGAGCCGGUGACUACUUAGGUAGAACUGUUCAGGUGGUGCCUCAUGUCACCAACGCCAUCCAGGAAUGCAUCGAACGGACAGCGAAGAUACCCGUGGACGAGUCCCAAGCAGAGCCCGAUGUGUGUAUCAUUGAGCUAGGUGGUACUGUGGGUGAUAUCGAGAGUUCUCCCUUCAUCUACGCUCUUGCACAGCUUCGAAAGAGGGUCGGCAAAGAAAAUCUCGUUCAAAUCCACGUAGCUUAUGUCCCUGUCGUGCCGCCGGGAGCUUCUGGUGAGCAAAAGACAAAGCCGACCCAGAGAUCCAUUUCCGACGUUCGGAGCGCUGGAUUGAGCCCACUUCUAGUUGCCUGCCGCUGCGAGGUGCCAUUGGGUCCAGGCACCAUCCAGAAAAUUGCCAAUAUGUGCUCAAUGGAACCGGAGCAGGUCAUUUCCGUCCACGAUGGAUCAACUACAUAUCACGUACCGCUUCUCCUCGAGAAACAGAAUCUGCUCGGCAUCCUCUGCGAGUAUCUCGAACUUCCACUUGAUCGAACACCAACCCGGCGUAUGGAACAAGGCAAGCACAUGUGGAGUGACUGGGUCUACCUUGUUCGAAGUCAAGAUACUAUCACCGACACAGUCUCAAUCGCCCUGGUGGGAAAAUACAUCUCUAAUAAAGAUGCCUACCUCAGUGUUUCCAAGUCGAUCGAACACGCAGCCAUGUACUGCCACAAGAAAGUCAAAAUUAUAUUGAUUGACGCCGCGCAUCUCGAGGAUGAGACCUAUCAGAACUCCGCAGUGAAGUAUCACAAAGCCUGGCACGAUCUCUGUAGCGCCAAGGGCAUCAUCGUGGCUGGUGGAUUUGGUACUCGCGCCACCGGCGGGAUGAUCAAAGCAAUCACAUGGGCAAGGAUUAAUAAAAAGCCCUUCCUAGGCAUAUGCCUUGGCAUGCAGCUCAUAGUGAUUGAAUAUGCCCGCCAAGUCAUGGGUAUCCCGGAUGCUGGGAGCCAAGAGCUCCACCCAGAAUCCAAGAACCAUGUAAUCAUCCACAUGCCUGAACACAAUCAAGAGAAUGGCCGUGACACCAUGCGUCUAGGCAAGCAUUCAUGUAUCUUCACGGAGGGUACCGAGUGGUCAAAGCUGCGAUCGUUGUAUGGCCCCAUGGUUUCCCAGAUUGAAGAGCGGCAUCGAAACCAGUACGAAAUUAACCCGGAUAUGGUUGACGGGCUUAAGAAGGCCGGUCUUGCUGUUGUUGGCAAAGACACUACCGGUAAGCGUAUCGAGAUUGUUGAGAUCCGUGAUCAUCCCUUUUUCGUCGGUGUGCAAUUCCACCCUGAAUACAUGAGCCGUGUCUUACGGCCGAGCAAGGCCUUUCUCGGGUUCUUUGCUGCUGCUGCUAAGUGCUUAGAGAAGAUUCCUAUGGCAUUGCAACAGGGCCAGCGAAGCCUUAUGGAAUAA
This is a messenger RNA of Penicillium hordei, 1740 nucleotides long. RefSeq lists its product as uncharacterized. The record is from RefSeq and is a predicted model, not a curated record. The transcript has 5 exons. Gene Ontology annotation, cellular component: cytoplasm; cytoophidium. Lineage: Eukaryota; Fungi; Ascomycota; Eurotiomycetes; Eurotiales; Aspergillaceae. Gene Ontology annotation, biological process: pyrimidine nucleobase biosynthetic process; CTP biosynthetic process. Gene Ontology annotation, molecular function: identical protein binding; CTP synthase activity. The coding region runs from base 1 to 1740 and encodes 579 amino acids.